Molecule: messenger RNA, 1023 nt
Organism: Closterium sp. Naga37s-1
Lineage: Eukaryota; Viridiplantae; Streptophyta; Zygnematophyceae; Desmidiales; Closteriaceae
Source: the annotation of a GenBank genome assembly
AUGGGAACCCCACAGUACCGUCGAGAGCAUGUUCUGGCGGAGAUACUCAAAGACUGUGGUACGUAUUUCGCGAAAGUAGACCGUGGUGAAAUUGGUGGAGAGGAAGAGAAGGUGGACAACUUGGACCAACAUGGGCCUCCCGCAGAGGACACAGGUCCCCCGCCAGAGAUUGAUGCGGAAAUAGUCGCUGUGGGUGCGCUAAUUGCUGACGGUGUUCGAAUUGGUCUGGCCAACGAGCGUCAGAGCGUCGCGGAUGGGGAGCGUCAGCUGAUGGAUACAGAGGAACCACCCAUUCAGAGGGAGAGUGCGCGCGAAAUUUUGCGAGGAAUGAGGGAGACGCAGCAGAGGGCAGCAAAGGAGGCCAUUCAGCAGGGGGGGGAGGAGGAGAUGAUAGAGGAUCAGAUGAUGGAACAGUGUCCGGGUUUGGAAGACGGGCAGGGGAGUCAGAAUCUCGGAGGCGAAUUGGAGGAAGAGGUGCAGAGGUCGGAACUGGAGACUAGGGUGGUGUAUCAGAGACGGGAGGCACGGACAAAGAAGAUGUAUGAUUUGGGGCGGGAGGAAAAAAAGACAGAACGCGAAAAGGAGGAGAAUCGGCAGAGAGAGGAGGAAGCGCGGAAGAGGGAGGAGAAACAGGUUGAGCGCGAAAAAGAGGAGAAGCGGCAGAGGGAGAAGGAAGAGCGGCAGAGGGAGGAUGAGAGAAGCGCGGAGCGCGAACAGGAGAAGAAGCGGCAGAGGGAGGAGGGAGAGCGGAAGGAGGAGGAAAAGAAGGUGGAGCGCGAGAAGGAGGAGAGGCGGCAGCGGGAGGAGGAAGAGCAGAAGAGGGUGGAGGAAAAAAAGACAGAGCGCGAAAAGGAGGAGAAUCGGCAGAGAGAGGAGGAAGCGCGAAAGAGGGAGGAGGAACGGGUUGAGCGCGAAAAAGAGGAGAAGCGGCAGAGGGAGAAGGAAGAGCGGCAGAGGGAGGAUGAGAGAAGCGCGGAGCGCGAACAGGAGAAGAAGCUGUUCCCUCGUGGGAACUGUUCCUAG